Oncorhynchus keta (chum salmon) is the source of this 2586-nucleotide messenger RNA. RefSeq names its product metallophosphoesterase MPPED2. The coding region runs from base 489 to 1496 and encodes 335 amino acids. The transcript has 8 exons. The record is from RefSeq and is a predicted model, not a curated record. Gene Ontology annotation, molecular function: hydrolase activity. NCBI's taxonomy places the organism in Eukaryota, Metazoa, Chordata, Actinopteri, Salmoniformes, Salmonidae.
AUUUACAAUUCUACUAACAGUUGUCCCAGUGCAGUCGCCUCCUUGGCUCUGAGCUUCUGUAGCCUACUGUGUGCUCUCUGACCCCGGUGGCAGUCCUCUCGCAGACUCGCGCUGCUCCGCUCUCUCGGGCUCCCCCCUUCUCUUCUCACAUCGAGGCUCCUAUCUCGCCCGUUGCCUUUCUGUCGCAUUUCCUCAAGAGCCAGCCGAGGGUCUCCCAGGGUCGAAGGUUCUGCCCUGCUAGCCACGACCUCCACCUCUCAAGACCUCCAAGUUGUCUGCGUUAUCUAUGGGACGGCAUUUUUGACAACAUAGACAGAGAGCUAACCCUGAGAACAUAUCUACCGGAUGAACGGAACUCGCCACCCGUUUGGCAAGAACAUCGCUGGGAAAAAAUAACGAGGCACAAAGCGAUUGUGGCCAGUUGUCCAGAGGGCCGGUGGGUCUGAGUUAGUGAACGGGGCUGUUCUGAAUGAUGCCCACUCCCUAAAAUGGUUCUGGAUCCUGGUAAACUAACUGCCCAUGUCCCAAGCAGCAGAGCCAUGGCUCACAGAAACCCCCCCUCUCAGGGCAAGGUGACCAUCACUGUGGACGAGUACAGCUCCAACCCCACACAGGCCUUCACCCACUACAACAUUAACCAGAGCCGCUUCCAACCACCCCAUGUCCACAUGGUGGAGCCCAUUCCCUAUGACACCCCUAAACCCUCCGGUCAUACACGUUUCGUCUGCGUGUCAGACACACACUCCAGGACGGAUGGGAUCCAGAUGCCAUACGGGGAUGUCCUGCUUCAUACUGGGGACUUCACUGAACUGGGCCUACCAUCUGAGGUCAAGAAAUUCAAUGACUGGCUAGGGAGUCUACCUUAUGAAUUCAAGGUGGUGAUUUCAGGGAACCAUGAACUGACGUUUGACAAGGACUUCAUGGCUGAGCUGGUCAAGCAGGAUUACUAUCGCUUUCCCUCCGUCUCUAAGCUGAGACCAGAGGACUUUGACGAUGUUCAGGCCCUUCUCUCUAACUGUACUUACCUGCAGGACUCUGAGGUCACAGUCAAGGGAUUCCGCAUAUACGGGGCACCAUGUCAGGGCAGACAGUGGAGUCCAGACUUCCGUAUCCUGAUGGAUCAUUCCCCUGCAGAAGAUCACAGCAGUGACCAGAGGACACCGUGGUUUAAUGGCUGGGGUUUUAACCUUCCCCGCGGCCAGUCUCUAUUGGAUAAGUGGAAUCAGGUUCCAGAGGGCAUAGAUGUUCUCAUGACCCACGGACCUCCCCUCGGUUUCCGGGACUGGGUUCCCAAGGAGCUGCAGAGAGUGGGCUGUGUGGAGCUGCUGAACACAGUACAGCAGAGGGUCCAACCCAAGCUCCACGCCUUUGGGGGCAUCCAUGAGGGGUACGGCAUUAUGACGGAUGGAUGCACAACUUUCAUCAACUCCUCCACCUGUACAGCCAGUUUCCAGCCCACAAACCCCCCCAUCGUAUUUGACCUGCCCAACGCAUAGAGCAUCGUAGAAAAUAAACCAGCAUUUUUUUAAAUUCAGUUGUACGAAAUGCUAAUCUUCAAGAUAUUUGUCUUUUGUAAACUGCUUGUAAAAAUGCAUGAAAAUCAGAUUCUGGUAAUGAAAUGAUCUUUGUAAAAUAUUCCAUAUUUUCCAUUUGCUUGCAUUUGCUGAAGUGGCUGGUUUUCUGUAUUGUGGUUCUCUUUGUUUCCUCUAUGAAGAUGGAUAAGCGCCUUGCCUCACAGGCAAGUACACUGCCUGACCGUAACAGGACUCUUUACAUAAGCAAUACUUGACCUCAUGAUGAUGAUUGAACAUGCAUUUGGCAUUGUAACUUAAGUUAUUUGGUCUCUGUUAAAGGCCUGUGUAUUGUUAAAAAUUAAGCCUUUGAAAUGAAAUUGUAUGUUGACAUUUGUAUGAAAUUGGUCCAAUUAUUCUAUACCCAGCAUAGAUGAAUCUCUUGCGCUCUCACACUUGUGUACGAGCUUUAUGUGUACUGGUGCAUCAUCUCCCUUGAUCUGUGGCGCAACGUUUUGGAACGUUCAGAGAGAAAUAUGCUAUGUGGACCUAUCUGCAACGUUCGAUCACAUUUGGCUACUGAACUUGGCCGUGUUUUUCUCUAGUCAAGCUCAUUGAUUGACUGGCCAGUCUUGUGGUACCGUUUGACAUCAAACCGUUCAUUCCCAUCUUAUGAAUAAUCAGCUGUAAAGAAAACUUUCACUUGAUGUUAAUUGGAAACAGAUGCUGCAUAUUCUCAAAUGACCCCAUCUUCCAUGGAGUACCUGUGAGCCGGUGCUUGUGUGAGUUUUCAACAUGCGCAAAUCAGGCAUUUUCAUCUCACUUUAAGAUUUGUAUCGAUAUUCAACAGCUGUAAAAUAUUUGGGAUGCCCUCUAAAGUACAAUUGUUUUGUUUUUUUCUCUGAUUUUUGCACUGUGUGAAAAUGCUAUCUUGCUAGCACAAAACAAGUUGCCAACGGUAGUCUUCUGUCAUUGUAAAUGCCUGUUUAGUUUCCUGGUUUAUGAACCUUUUUUAAAUUGAUGAAUUUAGUUGCCUUUAUAUGCAAAUAAAAUUGCAAGAUUUUUACCUGUUGAA